UUCCUUAUACCAUUCGCGUUCAGAUUUCUUCCCAUCCGUUUUAUCUAGUCUCAAACAAAACAUUACCAAGAACAGAUAGAGAGGUUAUUCCCGCUAUCGACAUUUCUCCGAGAAUACCAGUUUUGCCUGAUAAAAAUUCGACAUCACAUAAUAGAAAUUUGUCAAUACAAUAAUGUCCACUCGGUCGUGAACGAUUUUUGUGGGUGUACUUCUGUAAAUUUGAGUGAUAUUUGACGAUUUUACCGUUGUCCAGUUCCUUAUCUCAGAUUAUUAGCACCCAGUCCACUCAUCUUCCUGACCAAAAAAGCACCUCGCCUUUGAAUACAACUGCGGUUUUCCCAUCUCACACUUGCAUCAGAGAAGUGUUUAUCGCAGAUGUGCCAUAUAAACAAAUAUGUUCUACUCGAAAUUCCUCGCGGUAAUCUUCUUCCUAUGCUUGAAGAAUGCACAGCAGCAAACCAUCAACCCUUGCCCUGAUAAAUUCACUUUCAACCUGGAAAGAAACCAACCAGGCAGAUGGUUUGGGACCGUCAGGCUCGUAUAUGAGACAGAACUGAUAGGAGUGUGGCUCAGACUGAAAUUCGACAGACCUGUGAUACAACUCGGUAACUGGUUCGGUCAGAUCAAAACCGACGACAACAUCGAGUUCCGACUGUCCGACAGGAACUUUCAGCUCAGACCAAACGUACCCAAAGACGUGCUGUUCUUCGUAAACUACAACCAGAGGGAGCCACCGCCUGAGCUGAUUCGCAUCGUCUUGAACGGAAGGGUGUUUUGUCCUACUGGCGAAGAAACCACCCCUGCUCCUAUUGUGCCUGGUCUGGGUGAGCCGAUUACGAGUAAACCUCUGUCUGCCCUUGGUCAAAACUCGGGAGCCUCAGGGACCACUUAUAGACCCUUCGGCGGUCAGCAGAACAAUUUCAGGCCUACCCCAAGGCCUAGCAGAAGGCCCACCCCUACUACAGAGUAUGAAAACGAGUCUGACGAUGAGUUUUUCCAAGGUGAUCUCAGUGGGGCCAGACCUGACAUCAUGACGCCGUCUAGAGAGAAUUUGAACGACAUCUGUGGAACUGUCAUUGCACGUCCAAAACCUCUGAUCACCCAUGGGGAAGUAACCCACGAAGGUGAAUUUCCAUGGCACGCAGCCAUAUACCACUCGAAAGGCGUUAAUUUGGUCUACAUCUGCGGUGCCUCUCUGAUCAACAAAGAAUAUCUAUUGACUGCAGCACACUGCGUCACCAAACCCAGGACAGAAACACCGUCAAAAAUCGGCAGUAUGGUAAUUUACCUAGGCAAGCACUAUCUGAAGGAGUGGUCCACGAAGGGUAUACAAGACAGGAGGGUGUCCAAGCUCAUAGUGCACCCGGAGUUCGAAUCAGAGACCUUCAAAAACGACAUAGCAAUCAUAAAACUGUCGGAACCUAUCACCGUGACGAACUACGUAAGACCUGUGUGUUUGUGGGAAGACCAGGUGGAUUUACAUCACGUUAUCAAUCAACCAGGUACCAUCAUAGGUUGGGGGUACGAUGAGGAUGGGGUCAUCACGGACGAACUCCACAAGGCUAGCAUGCCCAUAGUUUCAACGGAAACCUGUAUUUAUUCUUACCCAGACUUUUUUGCGCGUUUCACAUCGAACACCACAUUCUGCGCCGGUUAUAGAAACGGCACUUCCGCGUGUAACGGGGACUCAGGCAGCGGCAUGGUGUUCCAGAAGACGAGGCCUCAGUCUGGGACUCAGGUGUGGCAGCUUAGGGGCAUCGUUUCCCUGAGUGUGGCCCUACAGAACCAGGCCAGGUGCAAUACUUCCCACUACGUGGUGUUCACGGACGUCGCGAAGCACGGGCCCUGGAUCCAAUCAGUGAUAAACCCAAGCAGGAAUGAUAUUAGUAGUGAUAGGACUUUUUACGAACCAGUUAGAAACGCCAGACAGGAUAAGCUAAGGAAUUUUAAUUUAUAAACUAGGUGUAGUAGUGAAGGAAAUACAUUUUGUUUUAUUUUA
Coccinella septempunctata (seven-spotted ladybird) is the source of this 1999-nucleotide messenger RNA. Its product is annotated as clotting factor C-like. The coding region runs from base 395 to 1957 and encodes 520 amino acids. Lineage: Eukaryota; Metazoa; Arthropoda; Insecta; Coleoptera; Coccinellidae. The record is from RefSeq and is a predicted model, not a curated record. The transcript has 9 exons. Gene Ontology annotation, biological process: proteolysis. Gene Ontology annotation, molecular function: serine-type endopeptidase activity.